AUGGCUGAAGGUAUGGCACAAGUUCAUCUAAGAAGUGUGAUAGAUCCACCUUGUCCAAGACAUCCAGACACAGAAGCUAUGCUUGUCUGCCGUCAGGACGGAUGUGAUGAAGCCUUAGUAUGCCCGCAGUGCAUUAUUGUUGGGGGAUCUCAUGCUGAACAUAAAAUAACAAUGCUACAGGAUCACCUGAAGAUCUGUAAGGAGAAAGUCCUGGAAUGGAAUAAAAACACCGAAGAACACGUCCUGGACCCUUGGAAAGAAAUGGCAAAACAAAUAGAAGCAGAAUUAUCAGACUAUGACGGAGCAUGUAAAGAACUUCUGGAGAAUAUUGAGAAAAGAGGAGACCAACUUCAUUCCAAUGUAGAUACGUUGGUAAAGGAGCUCAAGACUAAAUGUAGGCAAAUCAAAGCAUCGAAUCGUCAGAUACUAGAGCAGAAACAGCGUGACAUCCAGGUAAAGAUAGAAGGAGUUCAGGAAGAUAUAGCCUCCCUUGAUGCUUGUAUCCAGGCCACAUGUAAAGCUGACAUCGUCCAAGCCGCAAAAUCAGGAAUAUCAAAGACUUACCCGAUUAUCGAGCAACCGGGUAUUGAGGAUAUUUCUUUUCAACAAAGUGAAAUGCCGCUGAAGGACAUGGAAAAAUUCCUGGGGAAAAUUUCGUUAGGAAGUGAGCAAUCACUUAGGUAA
This is a messenger RNA of Ylistrum balloti, 684 nucleotides long. RefSeq lists its product as uncharacterized. The transcript has a single exon. Gene Ontology annotation, molecular function: zinc ion binding. The record is from RefSeq and is a predicted model, not a curated record. The coding region runs from base 1 to 684 and encodes 227 amino acids. NCBI's taxonomy places the organism in Eukaryota, Metazoa, Mollusca, Bivalvia, Pectinida, Pectinidae.